AUGAGUGAAAUUGAGGCUCAAGAAGAAUCCAUCAAAGUUGUCUGUACUGGAAACACUUUGGAAUCUUCAAGUGAAGAAACACACAAUAAAAAGGAAGAGCGAAGAUACAGUUUGAGAAAUAAAGAGAGAAAGAUUUACACUGAAGAAAGGGAACUUUGUGAUGAUGAUUUUCUGUUUUGCGAAGAUUGCGAGACAUUUUUUAUUGAAGAGUGUCCUGUGCAUGGUCCCCCAGUGUUCAUAAAGGACACAGUUGUUGAAUUCAAUCAACCAGAUCGAGCACGUUUAACUCUUCCAGAGGGCCUCAGCAUUGCGAUAUCCAAAAUUCGAAAGGCUGGUCUUGGUGUGUGGAAUGAAGGAAAGGCUAUUCCUAAAGGAGUUCAUUAUGGACCCUAUGAAGGAGUCACAUCAACUGAAGAAUCAUCUGCUGUCAGUGGCUAUUCAUGGGUGAUCAGUAAAGGAAAGCAAGAUUUUGAAUACAUUGAUGCAAAGGAUGAAUCUAAAUCAAAUUGGAUGAGAUUUGUUAACUGUGCCAGAAAGGAAGAGGAGCAGAACCUUGUAGCCUUUCAGCACCAUGGCAAAAUUUAUUACAGAACCUGCAAGCGUGUUCCUCCUCGGUGCGAGCUGCUGGUCUGGUAUGGUGAGGAAUAUGCCAAAGAACUUGGAAUCAAAUGGACAGCAAUGUGGAUGAUGAAACAAAAUCCAAAAGCAGGGGAAGAGGAUGAGUGUUAUCCAUGCCCUCACUGCAAUGUUGCAUUUACCACUGCCAGUUUUCUUCAGAAGCAUAUCAGAAGACAUCCUGAAUCAUGUGGUCAUGUUUCGGCAGGACAGUCUACUCCUUUCAGUAAAAAUGAUCGUAUGCAUCAACAAAAUCAGGAGGGACUAUUUACAGAAUCCAUCCAGAAUAGAGAAUUUGCUAAAUCAGAUGAAAAUCAAUUGCAGCAGGAAAUCCACAAAGAAGAACGACUGCACACAUGUACUGACUAUGGUAAGAGUUUCCUAUUGUCUGGGAUCUACCAGCAGCCCCACACAGGAGAGAGGAUACAUAAAUGUCCUGACUGUGGAAAGAGUUUCAAAUGGUCUGGGAACCUCCAUUGUCACCAGCGGACCCACACAGGAGAGAGGCCGUAUAAAUGUACUGACUGUGGAAAGAGUUUCACACGGCCUGGGCACCUCCAUUCUCACCAGCGGACCCACACAGGAGAGAGGCCGUAUAAAUGUCCUGACUGUGGAAAGAGUUUCACACAGGCUGGGAACCUCCAUUCUCACCAGCGGACCCACACAGGAGAGAGGCCGUAUAAAUGUCCUGACUGUGGAAAGAAUUUCACACGGGCUGGGAACCUUCAUUCUCACCAGCGGACCCACACAGGAGAGAGGCCGUAUAAAUGUACUGACUGUGGAAAGAGUUUCACACGGUCUGGGCACCUCCAUUCUCACCAGCGGACCCACACAGGAGAGAGGCCGUAUAAAUGUACUGACUGUGGAAAGAGUUUCACACGGUCUGAUAGCCUCCAUUCUCACCAGCGGACCCACAUAGGAAAGAGGCCGUAUAAAUGUCCUGACUGUGGAAAGAGUUUCACACGGUCUGGGCACCUCCAUUCUCACCAGCGGACCCACACAGGAGAGAGGCCGUAUAAAUGUACUGACUGUGGAAAGAGUUUCACACGGUCUGAUAGCCUCCAUUCUCACCAGCGGACCCACAUAGGAAAGAGGCCGUAUAAAUGUCCUGACUGUGGAAAGAGUUUCACACAGGCUGGGAACCUCCAUUCUCACCAGCGGACCCACACAGGAGAGAGGCCGUAUAAAUGUCCUGACUGUGGAAAGAGUUUCACACGGUCUGAUAGCCUCCAUUCUCACCAGCGGACCCACAUAGGAAAGAGGCCGUAUAAAUGUCCUGACUGUGGGGAGACCUUUGUUUAUCCUUACCAGUUGAAAGCUCACACUUGUUUUAAAACCUGCCAACAUUGUGGAAACGACUUUAAAGAUUCAGCAAAUUUUAAAGUUCACUUGAGAAACUGUUUUGAAACCUGA
This is a messenger RNA of Hemiscyllium ocellatum (epaulette shark), 2028 nucleotides long. RefSeq names its product histone-lysine N-methyltransferase PRDM9-like. Bases 1 to 2028 code for a protein of 675 amino acids. Gene Ontology annotation, molecular function: protein binding; histone methyltransferase activity. Gene Ontology annotation, cellular component: nucleus. The record is from RefSeq and is a predicted model, not a curated record. Lineage: Eukaryota; Metazoa; Chordata; Chondrichthyes; Orectolobiformes; Hemiscylliidae. The transcript is spliced from 6 exons.